Rhinolophus ferrumequinum (greater horseshoe bat) is the source of this 757-nucleotide messenger RNA. It is a transcript of the gene MRPS17, whose product is annotated as mitochondrial ribosomal protein S17. Gene Ontology annotation, molecular function: structural constituent of ribosome. The record is from RefSeq and is a predicted model, not a curated record. Gene Ontology annotation, biological process: mitochondrial translation. The transcript is spliced from 3 exons. Gene Ontology annotation, cellular component: ribosome; mitochondrial small ribosomal subunit. NCBI's taxonomy places the organism in Eukaryota, Metazoa, Chordata, Mammalia, Chiroptera, Rhinolophidae. The coding region runs from base 211 to 603 and encodes 130 amino acids.
GCGGGCUGCGCGUCGUUGCAGCAGGGCGUGGACUCGGGGUCUGAGGCGCCAGCCUGUUACAGUCCUCAGGGAGCGUGGAGUCGCCUGACCUCGGAGUUGUGCAGGGUGGAGGGAUCAGUCGUCCCCCAACCUUCUCCAGGCCGAGUGGGUUAGACUCAGUAUUACUAACUGACCUCGAAAGCAGCCCUAAGGUGACUAAAGCCACCUGAAAUGUCAGUAGCUCGUUCAUCUGUCCAUGCCAAGUGGAUCGUGGGGAAGGUGAUUGGGACAGCAAUGCAAAAAACUGCUAAAGUGAAAGUCACCAGGCUUGUUCUGGAUCCUUACUUAUUAAAGUAUUUUAAUAAACGAAAAACCUACUUUGCUCAUGAUGCUCUUCAAAAGUGCACAGUUGGGGAUAUUGUACUUCUUAAAGCAUUACCUGUUCCACGAACGAAGCAUGUGAAACAUGAGCUGGCUGAGAUCAUUUUCAAAGUUGGACAAAUCAUAGAUCCAGUGACGGGAAAACCCUGUGCAGGAACUACCUACCUGGAGAGUCCAGUUAAUUUGGAAACCACCCACCUAACCAAAAAUCUGGAAGAACUCAGUGUCUCUUCAGAACAAUGAAGGAGGAUUAGAAAAAGGAGCCAAAGGGAAAGAUUUAUAAGUUUGCUUUAUGGAAAAAGAUAUUUUUCUAAGUUUCAUCACAAACUGACCAAUUUCUCUUCUGGUAUUUAUGAAAUAGCAAAAAGUAAUGAAUAAAGGGUUUGUUAUAAUUUUC